UACUCGUAAUACGAAUUUUCCAUAAGAUGUUUCUUGUAUCUAAGAGUGAGACUGCAGUAGGUGCACUUGAACUGAACAUACGAGUAAUAAUUUUUUAAAUAUAAUGAAAAUGAUUUGGAAAAUAUUACAUUUAAUUUUUUUUCUAUUUUUCCAUAGUUUUUACGAAAACGUCAAUGGCCAACCCACAUCUUCCCCUUCAAGCCAGAAAAUAUGUGAAAAAUUAAACCCAGUCAACGUCGAUCUCAAAUGCUACUAUCGAGGUGCGUCGAUCAAAUGCGAUGAAAAUUUACUUCCCGGGACGAAAGUUCGACCAACUUGUCAACCACUGCACACUUAUACAGAUUCGACUCCUACUUACGAAGAAAUAAACUGCAAAGAGGAUGGAAAAUGGGAUAAAGCUUUAUUUUCUUGUGUUCCUGACUGCGGAAGACCAUUCACCAAUGCUCAACUACUAAUUGCUGGAGGCGUGGAAGAAAAAAUUGGGGAUUCUCCUUGGCACGUGGCCAUUUAUAAUGAAAAAAAAGUUUUAAUUUGCAGCGGUACUAUCAUUUCCCCUCAUGUAGUCGUGACAGGUGCUCUCUGCGUUUACGACGGUGAAAAAAAUGCUCCAGGAGAUGCAAACAAUUACGAAGUUGUCGUCAGUAAAGUGUCAAGAGACUAUGCUACAAAAGACAACGCAGCUCAAAGAACAUAUAAAGUCAAAGAAAUCCGUUUCGACGAAAAAGGUUACGAGGGAAUCCACAGUCAUUAUGCAUCUGACAUAGCUUUAUUAAUCCUCAGUGAGAAAAUUACAAUGGGUGCGACAGUGAUGCCAGUAUGUGUUGACUGGUCUGGUACAAAAAAUAUCCCACCAACCGAGGGCACUCCAGGAAAAGUUUCAGGUUGGGGAUUGGAUGCGAUUUCAAAAGGUAACUUCAGCAAAACACUAAAGUCUGCGAAUGUACCUUUCAUCAGUCGCAUAAAUUGUGCGAAAUUCAUCAGUAAUGACGGAAAAGCGAUUUUAACACGCGAUAAAUUUUGCGCCGGAAGUAAGCAAAGUCCUACUCUGCUUCAAGGAGAUAGCGGAGGUGGUUUAGUGUUCAAAGAAAACAAUCACUACUUUAUUCGAGGGCUUGUAAGUGUGAAAAUAUUACCAAAAGAUCCUAUCGUUAUGUUUACUGAUGUGAAUGAUCACAUCGAUUGGAUGCUGAUGGUACGUAAUGAAGUCGAGCAAGAUGUCAUCGAAAAGCAGACUACGAUCAAAUAUAAGAAUAAAAGUCCGCAGAAAUGAAAAAAUCAUUUCACGAAGCGUUUUAAAGCGAAGUGAUUAGAUUAAUAUACAGGGUGGCUCAAAAUAAACUCUGAGACUUUAGGGCCACCCUGUAUUCGGCAGGUGUAGGGUGUGUUUUUUGAAACCGAUUAAAUCAAUAAGUAAUAUAAUUUUAAAAUAAUUAUAUAAAUUUUUUCAUGA
Planococcus citri (citrus mealybug) is the source of this 1450-nucleotide messenger RNA. Its product is annotated as coagulation factor IX-like. NCBI's taxonomy places the organism in Eukaryota, Metazoa, Arthropoda, Insecta, Hemiptera, Pseudococcidae. The coding region runs from base 104 to 1270 and encodes 388 amino acids. The transcript has 8 exons. Gene Ontology annotation, molecular function: serine-type endopeptidase activity. Gene Ontology annotation, biological process: proteolysis. The record is from RefSeq and is a predicted model, not a curated record.